AUGCAACAAGAACCAGACCACCAUGAUCGUAGAGCCUCAGGACGCAGUCGCGUCAUGACGGCCCUCACCCACGCACUCGACGAGCUCGGCCUCGUCACAAUGUAUCAAUCCCCUCGCGACGUCAAAUUUCUCUGCGCUCAGCGUUUCGUGCGGCUCUUCGCGUAUGGCGGAUCGACGUUGAUCUUGGCUUCGUAUCUUUCGGCCAUUGGAGUCACGGAUGAUCGCAUUGGCUUGUUUAUGACCUUGACGUUGGUGGGCGAUGUGGUGAUCAGUUUCUUUUUGACUUUGUUUGCGGAUGCAAUGGGUCGAAAGGCUGUGUUGGCGCUGGGCUCAGCUCUGAUGGCGGGCAGUGGUGUGGUGUUUGCCAUGUCGGGGAACUACUGGGUGCUUCUUGCGGCGGCGGUAUUUGGAGUGAUCAGUCCGAGUGGAAACGAAAUCGGCCCCUUCCGCGCCGUGGAAGAAUCAACACUGGCGCACCUCAGUCCCAAGGAGAAGUUGCCUGACAUCUUUGCCUGGUAUUCAUUGCUAGGUACAGCGGGUACAGCGCUUGGUCAGUUGAUCUGCGGAUGGUUGAUCAGCUCUUUACAAGCUUUGCACGGCUGGACGUUUAUCCCCUCGUGCCGAGUCAUAUUUUUCGUAUAUGCGGGCGUGGGUCUGAUCAAGUUGGUUCUCACGCUUGCUUUGACGCACAAGGUCGAGACAGAGGACAAGCAGCGAGCUCGUGAACAGCGUCCCACUGGCGAGACGCAGCCUUUGCUAGCCGAUGCAUCACCCGCGGCGCAGGAGUCUUCAUCACCCAAAAAUGGAAAGAAAUCAUUAUUCUCUUCGGUCGAAAAGGAUCUCUGGUCUCUCAUCAUUCGAUUGUUCAUCCUGUUCGGAAUCGACUCAUUUGCCUCUGGUCUUGCUUCUCUGUCUUGGAUGACAUACUUUUUCCAUCGCAAGUUUAGCCUCCCCGAGGGUGAGCUCGGAACCAUUUUCUUCGUGACCAGCUCCAUCUCUGCAGCAUCGAUGUUGAUAGCAUCGUCCAUCGCCAAGCGUAUUGGAAACGUCAAGACGAUGGUCUUCACCCACCUGCCCUCCGCCAUUUGUUUGGCCCUCAUCUCCGUCCCCAACAGUCUCCCUCUAGCUCUCACGUUCCUUGUUCUCCGCGCGUGCUCCCAAAACAUGGACGUUGCACCACGCUCAGCUUUUCUCGCUGCAGCCCUUCCCGCGGACAAGCGUACGGCGAUCAUGGGCGCCGUCAACGUGGUCAAGACCACUAGUCAAAGUCUCGGUCCACUGUUGACCGGUAUUUUGGCCCGACACAACAGAUUUGGCGUCUCAUUCAUUAUUGCGGGUUGCUUGAAGGUCACUUAUGACUUGGGCAUGUUGGCUAGUUUUGCUGGGAAAGAGGCGGAAGCUAGAAAGCAGGCUGCACGUGAAGAGACGGGGGAUGAAGAAGAGGAGAUUAGGUAA
Penicillium diatomitis is the source of this 1455-nucleotide messenger RNA. Its product is annotated as putative MFS transporter. Gene Ontology annotation, molecular function: transmembrane transporter activity. The record is from RefSeq and is a predicted model, not a curated record. NCBI's taxonomy places the organism in Eukaryota, Fungi, Ascomycota, Eurotiomycetes, Eurotiales, Aspergillaceae. Bases 1 to 1455 code for a protein of 484 amino acids. Gene Ontology annotation, biological process: transmembrane transport. The transcript is spliced from 4 exons. Gene Ontology annotation, cellular component: fungal-type vacuole membrane.